Aphanomyces astaci is the source of this 774-nucleotide messenger RNA. RefSeq lists its product as hypothetical. The transcript has a single exon. Bases 1 to 774 code for a protein of 257 amino acids. The record is from RefSeq and is a predicted model, not a curated record. NCBI's taxonomy places the organism in Eukaryota, Oomycota, Saprolegniomycetes, Saprolegniales, Verrucalvaceae. Gene Ontology annotation, molecular function: serine-type endopeptidase activity. Gene Ontology annotation, biological process: proteolysis.
AUGAAGUUCGCACUCCUUCUCGCAUUGACCGUGGCUGUCGCUGCCUUGGCUCAAGACCAAAUUGUCCCACCCAAAGUCGCUUGGGUCGAUGAGGUCCCUGGAGACGGUUUUGAAAUCCUCGGGGGCCAGGAAGCCCAAUUCGGCAAGCAUCGUUAUGUGGCUGGACUCAAGCUGUCACCCACUAAUGCGACCUGGUGUGGCGGCAGUCUUAUCGCCCCCAAUGUCGUUUUGACAGCGGCGCAUUGUUUGACUGGUAUUAUACGUUCUGUGGUCGUGGGCACGCACUAUAUAUUCGGUUUUGCCGACGGGGAACUGGCCAAUGUCACCCAGGAAAUCAAACACCCCGAUGGCGCCGACGUGGGCAUCGUAAUCUUGGACCGCAACAUCACGACCAUCCAACCUGUGAAGGUGUCGUUUGAAUUCGUUCCGGCGGACGUGCUCACUUGGGUGCGCGGCUGGGGAGCCGUCACGAGUCGUGGCCCCAAAUCGCGAGUACUCAAGGAGCUCAACGUCACGACCUGGAAUAACACCAGGACCUCGGCUGCGUUGCACGCCUGGCGAUUGACCGAUACGACGUUGGGUGCUGGAGGGGUGGAAGGAGAAGAUGCCUGUAUCGGCGACUCGGGGGGGCCGUUGACCAUCGAAGAAAACGGUACCGCGCGCUUGGUGGGGGUGGUCAGCUGGGGCGAUGGCUGUGGUAAGCUCGGCAUCCCAGGUCUCUAUGAACGCGCCAGCGCUGCUCGUGCCUUCAUUGAACCAUACUUGCCGAAGUAA